Molecule: messenger RNA, 1443 nt
Organism: Cantharellus anzutake
Lineage: Eukaryota; Fungi; Basidiomycota; Agaricomycetes; Cantharellales; Hydnaceae
Product: cytochrome P450
Exons: 11
Coding region: 1-1443 (480 amino acids)
Molecular function (GO): iron ion binding; oxidoreductase activity, acting on paired donors, with incorporation or reduction of molecular oxygen; monooxygenase activity
Source: RefSeq, a predicted model, not a curated record
AUGAGCUGGGUGCUCACUCAUCCGAUUCUGGCUGCCCUCGGAGUGGCUGGUGGCAUCAUUACAUAUCAUUUCGUCGCCUUUUUGCUCGACCCUUAUCACUACAAUGACGGUGUUAAUGGUGUCGCUAUUCCUGGUCCAUUGCUUGCGAAACUCUCAAAUUUCUGGCUCCUUCGGGUGGCCAUCAAGGGGGACCGUUCGGGCGUGGUCCACGAGCUACACCAGAAGUACGGCAAAGUAGUUCGCAUUGCUCCCAACCAUAUCUCCAUCGCCGAUCCAGAUGCCGCCCAGGAACUAUAUGCUGCAAACGGCAGCACAAAAUCGGACUUCUACGACGCUUUCGUAGCAGUCCGCAGAGGUCUCUUCAAUGUCAGGGAUCCUGCAGAACACGCCCGGAAGCGCAAGAUAAUCUCUCGUAUCUUUUCCCAGAAGGCCGUCCUUGAAUUCGAACCAUAUGUACGCGACAAAGUGGCCAAGCUCCUUCGGAAAUGGGAUGGCAUUUACCAAGAUGCUGUUCUCAACGGGACGAAUGUUGGGACUAAAGUCAAGGCGUCCGACGGCAAAGCGUGGUUUGAUGUCUUGGAAUGGUUUAAUUUCCUCGCGUUUGAUGUCAUUGGUGACCUAGCAUUCGGUGCACCGUUUGGCAUGCUUGACUCUGGAAAGGAUCUUGCACCAGUACAUGAGUUGGGAAGCGAAAAAUUAGAGUAUCAUCCUGCUAUCAAGAUCUUGGGCGACCGGGGGGUGUUUGCGAGUUCGCUUGGUGUCGUUCCAGCAUGGCUCCGCCCUCUCGUCAAACAGCUUCCCCAUUUCACCAAACGUAACGGUGCUGUGGGGAAGCUCACCGGCAUUGCUAUCGCCGCCGUCGAGAAACGGCUUCAAGGACCAAGUGACCGAAAUGACAUCCUCUCCAAGCUCCUGAAGGGAACGGACAGAUCCGGUAAUCCUAUGGGAAGGGAGGAGCUGAUAGGUGAGGCUCAUACACAACUGAUUGGUGGUUCGGAUACUACUUCCACUUCCUCAUGCGUCAUUACCUACUACAUUGCUAUGAAUCCUGGAGUUCAGCGUAAACUCCAGGCCGAGCUCGAUGAGGCUUGGGUGAAAGCUCUUCCAUAUCUCGAGGCAGUUAUUCAAGAAGGUUUACGUAUUCACACGACGCUUGGUCUCGGGUUACCGAGAAUUGUUCCUCAAGGUGGAUUGACGAUCGCAGGUCGGUAUUACAAAGAGGGGAGUGUCCUUAGCGUCCCAAAUUUCACGACCAAUCGAGAUCCUGAUAUUUGGGGUGCCGAUGCCGAUAAGUACCGGCCUGAGCGUUGGCUUGGGGAUGACAAAGUGAAGAUGCAGAAGGCAUUCAUUCCUUUCUCAUGUGGACCGCGGUCGUGCGUUGGGAAGAACCUUGCAAAUAUGAAUCUUCGUAUCUUCAUGGGCCACUAUCUUCCAUCGAUAUGA